UCAGUGCAAAGAGAGAAAGGAGCUGAGCAGCUAUGUUCCCACUCUUGAUGCUGGAGCUCACUUGCACUGAAACACUUUAACCGGACAUUGUUCCUGCACAGCAAGGACUUAGCAUUCUACCUCAGUGUUCAUUGAAUGAGCGGCUAAUACCUCAAGAGGUCACAUUUCACUUCUAAUAAUCCAAAGUUCAGAAAAGCCGUAGGAAUUUGAGAGCCGAUUACUCUCUUCUACACACUGCAGCAACAAGACGACUUCUUUUUGAAAUUUUUCGGGGCUUCUUUUGAGGACGAUUUUAUCUCUUUUAUUUGAAUUGUUUAUCAACAUGUGUUAAGUUGUUUUAAUGAACUUUGUGAGCCAGCAUUCUUAUUAUAUUUUGUAGAUAUUUUAUUUAAUGAGGGAAGACUAAUUCAGCAGGUGCUAAACAACCUUCUCAUUUUUGCACAUACAAGGAUUCUAAAGGAACCUACCAACAACAGGAUCUAGUGCCAUUAACAUUAAAGUCACCUUGUAGAGUUCUGGUUGUACCAAACUAUGGCGUUUGGUGACCUGCUAGAGAUAGUGGGCAGCACAGGACGCUUCCAGAUCCUGCAUGUGACCCUCCUCUGCAUACCUGUCCUGCUGAUGGCCAGUCACAACCUGUUGCAGAACUUUGUGGCCUCUGUGCCUCGUCACUACUGCAACGCACAUGCAAACCUUUCUCAGUUACAGCUAAGCCCAGAGGAAACACUGCUCAUCACAGUGCCGCUAGACCAGACAGGGAAGCCACUGAGGUGCCAGCGUUACGUUACACCUCAAUGGCACCUCCUGACUAAGAAUGGGACCUCCAGUUCAGCGGAGCCAGGAGACACUAAAAAUGAUGUGGAUGUUGACCUGCAGGGAUGCACCGAGGGAUGGUCCUAUAACAUGACUGAGAGGAGCUCCACGAUCAUAUCUGAUUGGGACUUGGUGUGUGAUGUUCGCUCUUUGAAGCAAAUGGGACAAACUGUCUACAUGGGAGGUGUGCUUGUGGGAGCUCUUGUCUUUGGAGGUCUUUCAGACAGAUAUGGUCGCCGCAUCCUUCUGCUCAUCUCUCACAUGCUGAUGGCAGUGUCAGGAACAUGUGCCGCUUUCUCGACCUCCUUCCCCCUCUUCUGCCUAUUCCGGUUUGGUUGUGGCAUGGCACUGUCUGGCCUGGGGCUCAACACGUUCUCGCUCAUUGUGGAGUGGAUCCCCACUCGUGUGCGGACAGUAGUGGGGACAAUAACGGGUUACUGUUACACAGUGGGGCAACUGCUUCUGGCAGUCAUAGCCUACUUCAUCCGGGACUGGAGGUGGUUAACGCUGGCUGUGUCUUUGCCCUUCUAUGGCUUCUUCCUCUUCUCAUGGUGGUUUCAUGAAUCUUCAAGAUGGUUAGUCCUGAGUAAUAAGUCUGAGCAGGCCAUUAAGAACCUUCAAAGUGUGGCCAAUUUUAACGGACGGCGUGAAGAAGGAGAAAAGAUUGACAUUAAAAUGGUGCAGGAGUCCAUGAAGAAAGAGAUGUCUGGUUCCCAGGGUUCCUACUCUGUCCUGGAUCUGUUCCGCACACCCACAAUGAGGACUAUGACAGUCUGCCUCAGUGCUGUCUGGUUAUCGACAAGCUUUGCCUAUUAUGGUCUUGCUAUGGAUCUGCAGAAGUUUGGGGUGGACAUCUACUUAAUCCAAGUGAUCUUUGGUGCUGUUGACAUCCCUGCUAAAGUUGUUAUAACUGUGUCCAUGAGUUUUAUUGGACGACGUCCAUCACAAUGUGGUGCCCUCAUGAUAGCCGGAGUCACUAUUUUGAUCAAUCUGCUGAUACCUGUUGAUAAACAGACGGUACGCACCUGUAUGGCUGUACUGGGUAAAGGUUGUCUUGCUGCCUCCUUUAACUGCUGCUACCUUUACUCUGGAGAGCUGUACCCCACCAUCAUUCGUCAGAAUGGCAUGGGCUGGGUAUCCAUGAUGGCUCGUGUAGGAGCGAUGGUGGCCCCCAUGGUGCUUCUCGCAGGGGAAUACAUACCUUGGAUACCAGGUUUAAUCUAUGGAGGAGCUCCUAUUCUCAGUGGAGUGGCUGCAAUAUUUCUUCCAGAAACACUUGGCUCACCCCUUCCUGACACAAUACAAGAUGUGGAGGACAGGGGAUCUGGGAGAGGCUCCAAAAUGCCACCAAAGGAAGCAAUAAUCUUGCAAGACACGCAGGCGAAUCACCUAAAGCAGGCUCCCUGAGGGCAUGGGUUUUGUACUCCUGAUGUAUGUACUGACAUGUUAAUGAAAGUAGAGUGGGUACUGCUUUUUCUCUGGCCUGUUUAUUUGUUUGAUUUCAAGAGUUUAUUGUGUCUCAUGACUGCUGGACAAAUGGAGUUGCAAUGUUAUUUCUAGACAGGUCAAUACAGUGAAAUAAAUAGCUGCAAACAAUCAGACCUAUGUUUAUUUGCUAUACAGUAGCUUUGUGGACUUUAGUCUUAAUUUGCACCAAUUAGGUUUUAUAUUUUGCGUAUCUGUGUUAAAAAAAAGAAUAAUUCCUAAGCCUUCUACAGGUUAAAUACUAUGCUAUGCUUUCACUGGUGUUUUUAUAACUUCUUAUUACUUUAUAUACAACCUUGUAUUUGUGAAGGAAAAUGUGUUUUCAUUAAAAUCAACACCUAUUUA
Molecule: messenger RNA, 2643 nt
Organism: Dicentrarchus labrax (European seabass)
Lineage: Eukaryota; Metazoa; Chordata; Actinopteri; Moronidae
Gene: slc22a6l
Product: solute carrier family 22 member 6, like
Exons: 11
Coding region: 532-2220 (562 amino acids)
Biological process (GO): transmembrane transport
Cellular component (GO): membrane
Molecular function (GO): transmembrane transporter activity
Source: RefSeq, a predicted model, not a curated record